Molecule: messenger RNA, 1269 nt
Organism: Microthlaspi erraticum
Lineage: Eukaryota; Viridiplantae; Streptophyta; Magnoliopsida; Brassicales; Brassicaceae
Source: the annotation of a GenBank genome assembly
AUGUAUUCUCUGAUACUCCAUGGAAGAAAGUUGAUCGAGUUGCAGAAAUGUCGUCAUUUGAGAUUUGCAGUGGAAAAUCAAAAUGUGUUCUUUGCUUUUUCCAAUUCCUUCUCCUCUGUGACCAAAGAUGGUCGAAAAGGGAAGACUUUCACAGUCUCUUACCUCGUUGAAUCUCUGGGUUUGACUGCAAAACUCGCGGAAUCGAUCUUUCGGAAAGUCAGCUUCGAGGGCAAAGGAAAUCCAGAUUCUGUUCUGAGUCUUCUUAGAAGCCAUGGCUUCAAUGGUUCUCAGAUCUCCGACAUCAUUACGGAUUAUCCACUGUUGCUUGUAGCAGAUGCUGAGAAAUCUCUUGCUCCCAAGCUUAAGUUUCUGCAGUCCAGAGGAGCUUCAAGCUCUGAGCUCACUGAGAUUGUUUCCAAAGUUCCUAAAAUGCUGGGAAUGAAAGAGGACAAAACCAUCAGCGUAUACUAUGAUUUCGUCAGAGAGAUUAUCAAAGCUGAUAAGAGCUCAAAGUUUGAAACUUUAUGUCAUUCUUCUCUGCCACAGGGUAGUGCAAUCGAGAACAAGAUCAGAAACGUAUUGGUUUUGAGAGAGUUAGGUGUUCCUCAGAAGCUCUUGUUCUCUAUGCUCAUCUCCAAUUUCCGUACCGUGUGUGGGAAAGCAAAGUUUGAAGAUACCAUUAACAAGGUUGUUGGGAUGGGUUUUGAUCCAACCUCGUUGAAGUUUGUGCAAGCUCUAAACUUUGUUUACCAAAUGAGCGACAAAACAAUACAAGAGAAGGUCAAUGUGUAUAAAGGUUUAGGCUUUGAUGUGGGAGAGGUAUGGGAGAUGUUCAGGAAGCAUCCGGCAUGCAUUGGUGUCUCAGAGAAGAAUAUAUUGAGCUCUGUGGAGACAUUUCUAGGUCUAGGAUUCAGCGGAGAUGAGUUUGUUAUGAUGGUGAGGCGCUUUCCUCAGUGCAUUGGAUUGUCUAGAGAGUUGGUGACGAAGAAGACUGAGUUUGUGGUGGAGGAGAUGAAUUGGCCGUUAAAGGCUCUGGCUUCGCAGCCACAGGUGCUUGGAUACAGCAUGGAGAAGAGGAUUGUGCCGAGGUGUAACGUUAUCAAAGCUCUCAUGUCGAAGGGAUUGCUCGGGAAAGGAAAUGAACUCCCUUCAAUUGGGACAAUGUUUCCGAUUUCCGAUGAAGCUUUCUUGAACAACUAUGUGAGGAAGCACGGUGACAAGGAGCUUGUGGCUGAGUUGAUGUCUAUCUUCUCCGGAGAUUGUGUUUAG